This is a messenger RNA of Pogona vitticeps (central bearded dragon), 684 nucleotides long. RefSeq names its product ferritin heavy chain B. NCBI's taxonomy places the organism in Eukaryota, Metazoa, Chordata, Lepidosauria, Squamata, Agamidae. Gene Ontology annotation, molecular function: ferric iron binding; ferrous iron binding. Gene Ontology annotation, cellular component: cytoplasm. The record is from RefSeq and is a predicted model, not a curated record. Gene Ontology annotation, biological process: intracellular iron ion homeostasis; iron ion transport.
UGGCCUUCAUCUUCAUCAUCGCUAGGCAAAUACUUGAUCAGUGUUUGUUAUCUGUGUCUUGCUUUCUUUUUCCCCAGUAGGAUUUAAAAGAUGGCUUCUCAAAUACGUCAGAACUUUGAUGCCGAGUGUGAGGCUUCUGUGAACCGGCUGACAAACCUUGAGCUUUAUGCUAGCUAUGUGUACUUGUCUAUGUCUUGCCACUUUGACCGCGAUGAUGUAGCUCUGUGCCACGUGGCUGAGUUUUUGAAAGAGCAGUCACAGGAAGAGAGGGAACAUGCUGAAAAAUUGCUGAGAUAUCAAAACAAGCGAGGGGGGCAUGUUGUGCUACAGGAUGUCAAGAAACCAGAGAAGGAUGAGUGGGGCAACACUCUGGAUGCCCUGCAGAGCGCCUUAGAGCUGGAGAAGAAGGUCAACCAGGCCCUGCUGGAUCUUCACAAGCUGGCCAUGGAGAAGGGAGACCCUCAUCUGUGUGACUUCCUGGAGUCGGAGUUCCUCGAGGAGCAAGUGAAGGCCAUUAAACAGCUGGGAGACCACCUCACCAACCUGAGGCGCCUGGGCCUGCCUGAGAGUGGCAUGGGAGAGUAUCUCUUUGACAGGCUCAGCCUGAAGAAGAGUAGUGGAAAGCUCUAAACUCUAAAAUGUAUGCCCUAUGUGAGAAAAAAAUAAAAUGUUAUUGGCAAUCAA